This is a messenger RNA of Aspergillus mulundensis, 1674 nucleotides long. RefSeq lists its product as uncharacterized. The coding region runs from base 1 to 1674 and encodes 557 amino acids. Lineage: Eukaryota; Fungi; Ascomycota; Eurotiomycetes; Eurotiales; Aspergillaceae. The record is from RefSeq and is a predicted model, not a curated record. The transcript has a single exon.
AUGUCUAGACCCAUCGGGCGGAGUAGUUCCGUCCGGAGCCCUGUCAGUCAGACAGACUAUUCCGCUCCGGCUAUCACAAACGAUGCCGAAUCAUUCGACACCGCGCUGCCUCCGAUGAGCUCCAAAGAGCUGGUGGUGUCAACACGCCGACAACAGGGUGGACUUCCAAGAUUACCAUACCCACAGAAUCUCACGUCUAUUCAAGGAGGGCUGGGUGGCCACCGCCGGACGGGAAGCACACUGAAGACCGUGAUGAAGAAGAUCUUCACCCGAAAUCGGCGGAGUCGGACAGACGAGAUGGAUGACCCCGUUUCGGACUUCAGCUUUAAUAAUAGUUCAUUCCCGACGACUCAACGACAGAAGUCUCCAAAAUCUCCAAGCUCAGGGAGCUCACACCAAGGUGCCCAAGUUCAACAGCCUACCGCAACAUUGACGACGCUGGACGUCGUGUUAAAACAGCUGGACACUGAACCCCGUCAGCGACGAGCAACUCUGCCCAGCCUAAUAUUCUCGGACGAUGAAUCUCGACAAGCGCUUGAAGCGGUUGUCCACCCGGGGAGAAGACCCAGCAACAGAAAGCUCAGUCCUCAUGCGCAUAGCGACCCGGAUGAAGUCCGACGGCGUCGGAUGCAAAACGUAAAGCGACGCUCUCGGAGUGCAGGCGCUCUUCGUGUCCUGGCAAAAGAACAUCAUCGUAUGUCUCCGAUACAGUGGAAGAGACGGCGGAGCGUCGAGUCAACUUUCCUUGAGUCAACCACGUGUGGUGUUGGCUCUGAUAGUGAUUCGUCGCGCCCACCUACUCCGUCCACCGUAGGCACCGCUUCUACAUCUAAACCAUCCGCGCAAAUGUCGGCUUCUGAGGUGGAGGACGAAGUAGAGGACGAACCUGAAGACGAGCCCGUGCCUCCAAUUUUAUCUCCUAAUGUCGGAGAACUCAUCAGCUCUAUGCAGAACGACGACAACGCUUCGCUGGACCAACGGAUGACCACACUGGAGGUAAAACUCAUCGACCUAGAGUUUGCGAUUGCUCGGAUGCAAAGCGGGCGUGCAGAGACACCAGCAGAGUCGCAGAACCAGAAAAGCUCGCAAUCACCACGCCAUAAACGUCAAAAGUCUUCUGCAAAAUCCAAAUCGUCCGGCCAAUCUCCACCAUCGAGUCGCGACGAUUCUCCUGACACGGAAAAUCUCCCGUCGGCAGAGCGGCCCCUCAGCACGAGUACCAUCCGGCCAAGCCCAAGCGACAUUCACCGUGCCCGGGCCUUGCAAGCACCGUCAAUGGUCUCCUUGCACAGCAGUGACUCAGGCGCCAUCUCCGUACAGCAGUACAGCGCGCUGGUCAUGCUUCUCCGCCGCGAACAGACUGCGCGUCGAAACCUCGAGCAACAAGUCUCCGGUCUUCGGGAAGACAUCGAGAGACUGACUCGAAUGGCGCAAGACUCUAUGGGUGUCGGGACAAUGUACCCGAUCCGCAGUGUCGAGUCCGAAGAGUACAUGCGCGUACGUCCAGACGACUCGUCGCCGGUCAGCUCACCGCGCCGAAUACCAGCCAAUCUUCCCUCCCCGAUCCACAUCAAGAGCGAUUCCGAGUCCAUGUACUCGCGAGACACAGCUGAUCCAAAACCUUUUCGUCCCUGGCAACCGGCUCGCCGGAUACAAAUCGCUAAUAUGAUCUAA